Molecule: messenger RNA, 1143 nt
Organism: Westerdykella ornata
Lineage: Eukaryota; Fungi; Ascomycota; Dothideomycetes; Pleosporales; Sporormiaceae
Product: diphthine synthase
Exons: 3
Coding region: 75-938 (287 amino acids)
Biological process (GO): protein histidyl modification to diphthamide
Molecular function (GO): diphthine synthase activity
Source: RefSeq, a predicted model, not a curated record
GGGAAAUGUUUUCUCCCCGCAACCGUUGCAUUCAGGAUCCUAACACAUCGACGCAUAUCCGUAUUUCCUAGAACAUGCUGUAUCUCGUGGGUCUCGGCCUGGCCGAUGAGAAAGAUAUCACCGUCAAGGGUUUGGAGAUUGUAAAAGCGGCUACGAGAGUCUACCUUGAGGCAUACACAGCAGUCCUUCUCGUUGACAAAGAUGUCCUGGAAGCCUAUUACGGACGUCCCGUAAUUGUGGCAGACCGUGAAAUGGUGGAAUCGUCAAGCGAUGACAUUCUCAAGGAUGCGGAUAAGGAAGAUGUUGCGUUCCUGGUUGUGGGCGAUCCCUUCGGCGCAACUACUCAUACCGACCUCGUGCUCCGCGCUCGCGAAAUGUCCAUACCAACUCGCUCCAUUCCCAACGCCAGCAUCCUAACGUCCAUUGGCGCCACCGGUCUCCAACUGUACAACUUCGGUCAGACGGUGUCCAUGGUCUUCUUCCUCGAUAACUGGAAACCGGCAUCAUUCUACGAUCGAAUCAAGGAGAACGUCUCCAUAGGGCUACACACACUUGUUCUGCUGGACAUCAAAGUCAAGGAGCAGAGUCUGGAGAACAUGGCAAGAGGGCGCAAGAUUUACGAGCCGCCUAGAUACAUGACUGUGGCACAGUGUGCUCAACAAAUGCUGGAGGUAGAAGAAGAGGUCAAGAAAGAAGGCGUGUAUACCAGGGAUAGUCUUGCGGUAGGAGUCGCCAGAAUCGGAGCUGAUGACCAGAAGAUUGUUGCUGGGACGCUUGGGCAGCUGUCCGAAGCUGACCUCGGAAAACCGCUCCACAGUCUGGUAUUGCUGGGCCGGAGAACGCACGAUCUUGAACGCGAUUUCCUCGAGGAGUUUGCGAUUGACAAGGAAAUCUUCAACGCGAUUUGGAAAAAGGACUACGAAGGGAAAAGCCACUAACACCAUGGGCUUACUGGACCUGCUACAUCGCAAAAUUUCGCGUUUGACUGCAGUUCAAUUCGAUAUAAGCAUAGAUGCACGGCUCCGAUAUUUAAUUGACUGUCGCUUGAUCCAAGGUUGCUCCCGGGCAAAGUUCCAAGGUUGAGUCUAGACAUGAGGCUAGUAAAGAUAUUAGCGCCCAUCUAAACCAACCCCACCUCUAUUG